AUGUUCUUGGGCAGGUGGGGGAGUGUUGUUGUCGUUCCUUCCCUUCUUUGUUGUCGCUCUGAGGGAGGUGGAGUUGACGCUCCGGGCUAUCACGUGCGAUCACCAUCUGAAGAUGCUACCAGCCACUGCACCGCCUUCGAGAACGCCACGCCAUGA
Molecule: messenger RNA, 156 nt
Organism: Fusarium proliferatum ET1
Lineage: Eukaryota; Fungi; Ascomycota; Sordariomycetes; Hypocreales; Nectriaceae
Exons: 1
Coding region: 1-156 (51 amino acids)
Source: RefSeq, a predicted model, not a curated record